Molecule: messenger RNA, 819 nt
Organism: Amborella trichopoda
Lineage: Eukaryota; Viridiplantae; Streptophyta; Magnoliopsida; Amborellales; Amborellaceae
Source: RefSeq, a predicted model, not a curated record
AUGAAUGAAGAAAUUAAGGUUCAGGGGGAGAAUCAUGUGAUGCAUUUGAUUUCAAGUGCAGACUAUGUGGAGAACAAACUCAAUCAUAACAUUCAAAAUGAGGGGGAAGCUAGAAAUGAUGAAGAACCUCAAGAAACCAAUCCCUCACCAUCUGAUCCCCAAAGUGGGACCCAGUCGUCCUCGAAGAAACGUUCAACUCCCAACAAUGGAACUAUAGAGAGUUACAGGGUACGACUUUUUGCUAAAGGGUUUACCCAAACCUACGUUGAAGAUUAUAAGGAGACAUUUGCUCCUGUUGAUAAAGUGAAUACCAUCAGGGUUUUAUUUUCAAUUGCAACUAAUUAUGAUUGGCCUCUAUAUCAACUUGAUGUUAAAAAUGUAUUUCUGCAAGGCGACCUUGAAGAGUUCCUCAAGGAUAUCCUCAUGAAAAUUCCAAUCUUGUGUGCAAAUUCAUAUAUGUUUGUAAAAAAAGGUGAAAAUGGAAGUGUUGUGGUUCUUGUUUAUGUUGAUGAUAUUAUUGUCAUUAGGGAUGAUGCCCAAGGUAUUAUUCAUCUUAAGAAUGACCUCCACCAUGUAUUCGACCUAAAGGAUUUGGGCAAAUUAAGGUAUCUUUGGGAGUUGAAGGGGCUUAUUCAAACAAGGAUUGAAAAACCAAUUACUAGUUUCUGCACAUUUGUUGAUGGAAAUAUUAUUACUUGGAAAAGCAAAAAACAAAAUGUUGUGGCUCGUUCUAGUACUGAAGCAGAAUAUCGAGUUAUGGCUUCCACUGCAUGUGAACUUAUAUGGCAUAAAGCUCUCCUCCAAGAACUUGGUUUUUGA